AUGUUGAAGCUUUGCUUGAACUUUACCUUCUUUGGGCUGAUGCUCACCUCGGUGAAUGCCGCUCCUCCCACUUCGCAACUCAAUGACAUUGGUGAAGCUCUUCGACCUCAGGAUUCUAUCUCAACAGAACUGACGCUCGGUCUGCCGCAGUAUUCCGGAAUGCUAACUACUGGUCACGCUUCACUCCCAGUCCCGUUUGAGAUCGGUCAACAUUCUUCAUUCGGCCGAGGGGAUCCAGACGGUAGUUCGCAGUUACCUGCGGCUUUUGAAGACGUUCCGUACCGAAUCUCGAUCCCUGAGGAGCCCCCCUCUGUACGGCAGCACUUCCUUGGUCCUGGAACAGGUCACCUUCAGCAAAAUCUUCACAUCCGAGUCCCCGUCACACCAGGCCUGGAUGCUUCUCUAGAGACUUCUCUCAUGCAGCAAUUUCCUCAAGGGAAGUACUUGGUGCUUCCGUGGCAAACACAAUACGUGCCCUCUUUCUGGUUUGAAUAUUUUUAUAAAGAUGCCAUCACGAAGGUGGCAUCGCCCAAAUGGGCUCAACGCUUCUUCGAGGAGCAUGUUCGAACGGAUCAGCAAAUCAGCAUCAAUGAGAUGCUCGUCCGGGUAGGCGGGAUCUUGCAAGGAGGGUUCGUCUAUAAGCUCAAGCUGCCGCAAUAUUUCUCACCUUUGGUCGAUCCAGGAGAAGUGCUAAUUUGUUAUCACGACAAGCUGAAGCCAGGAAGCGGACCGAGGCUUAGGUCGCAAAUGUCGGCAUGGAGCACCACCAAUAACGGAAACUUCCUUGCGUUUCUAGGUCUGUUCCACAGCACUGCCCAAUUUUUCUACAAUCUUGUGGAGAGGGCCUCUGCAGAGCCGCUGAUGAUCUCGGAGCCAAUUUUUGUAGACGGCAGGGAAAGGCUAUUUCUCUACUCUCCAUGA
Messenger RNA from Mycosarcoma maydis (corn smut), 921 nucleotides. RefSeq lists its product as uncharacterized. Lineage: Eukaryota; Fungi; Basidiomycota; Ustilaginomycetes; Ustilaginales. The transcript has a single exon. Bases 1 to 921 code for a protein of 306 amino acids. The record is from RefSeq and is a predicted model, not a curated record.